Messenger RNA from Haliotis rubra (blacklip abalone), 2237 nucleotides. Its product is annotated as actin-3, muscle-specific-like. The coding region runs from base 67 to 1680 and encodes 537 amino acids. NCBI's taxonomy places the organism in Eukaryota, Metazoa, Mollusca, Gastropoda, Lepetellida, Haliotidae. The record is from RefSeq and is a predicted model, not a curated record. The transcript has 12 exons.
CUGGAAACAGUCAAGUUGUUACUACAGAAGUUUCACCAAGACAAACAGUACAACCAUCAAUACAUCAUGUCUGAGUACGAUACAGAUAUUGCUGCUGUUGUCAUUGACAACGGAUCUGGGAUGUGUAAAGCCGGCUUUGCCGGAGAUGACGCCCCACGUGCUGUGUUUCCAGCCAUCACUGGUAGACCCAAGUACGACGUCUACAUGGCCGGGAUGGGAACCAAGGACUGUUACAUCGGGGACGAGGCACAGAGUAAGAGAGGUAUCCUCAGUCUGAAAUAUCCCGUUGAGAACGGCAUCGUCAACAACUGGGACGACAUGGAACGUGUGUGGCAUCACACCUACUACAACGAGCUGAGAGUGGCACCCGAGGAGCACCCAGUUCUUCUGACGGAGGCACCACUCAACCCCAAGUCUAACAGAGAGAAGAUGGUGCAGAUAAUGUUUGAGACAUUCAACACUCCCGCCUUCUAUGUAAGCAUCCAGGCGGUGCUGUCGUUAUACGCUUCGGGGAGAACCACUGGCGUUGUCCUCGACUCGGGAGAUGGCGUCUCGCACGUCGUGCCCAUAUAUGAAGGCUACGCCCUGCCCCACGCUGUCCGGAGAAUGGACCUGGCUGGCCGUCACCUGACCUCCUACCUCAGCAGGAUUCUCCACGAGAGAGGAUACAACUUUACUACAUCAUCUGAGAAGGAGAUAGUGCGAGACAUCAAGGAGAAGCUCUGCUAUGUUGCCAUGGACUUCGAGUCAGAGAUGGUGUCAGCUGCACAGUCCAGCGCCAUUGAGAAAGGAUACGAGCUGCCGGACGGGUCUGUGAUAACGAUCGGCAAUGAGAGGUUCCGAGCUCCGGAGUGUCUGUUCCAGCCGAGUUUCACGGGUAUGGAGAGUACAGGCAUCCACGAGAUGGUCAACAGCUCGGUGAUGAACUGUGACAUUGACACCGCCUUCUAUGUCAGCAUCCAGGCGGUGUUGUCGCUGUACGCCUCGGGGAGAACCACUGGCGUCGUCCUCGACUCGGGAGAUGGCGUCUCGCACGUCGUGCCCAUAUAUGAAGGCUACGCCCUGCCCCACGCUGUCCGGAGAAUGGACCUGGCUGGCCGUCACCUGACCUCCUACCUUAGCAGGAUUCUACACGAGAGAGGAUACAACUUUACUACAUCUUCUGAGAAGGAGAUAGUGCGAGACAUCAAGGAGAAGCUCUGCUAUGUUCCCAUGGACUUCGAGUCAGAGAUGGUGUCAGCUACACAGUCCAGCGCCAUUGAGAAAGGAUACGAGCUGCCGGACGGGGCUGUGAUAACUAUCGGCAAUGAGAGGUUCCGAGCUCCGGAGUGUCUGUUCCAGCCGAGCUUCACGGGUAUGGAGAGUGCAGGCAUCCACGAGAUGGUCAACAGCUCGGUGAUGAACUGUGACAUUGAUAUCAGGAAGGAUCUGUACAGCAACGUGGUUCUGUCAGGAGGAUCAACAAUGUAUCCAGGUCUGGCAGACCGGAUGGCGAAGGAACUGAGCGCCAUUGUACCGUCCACAAUCAAGGUCAAGGUUAUUUCUCCACCUGAGCGGAAGUACUCGGUGUGGAUCGGCGGCUCCAUCUUGGCCUCGCUUUCAACCUUUCAACAGCAGUGGAUCUCCAAGCAGGAGUAUGAUGAAUCUGGACCUAGCAUUGUUCACAGGAAAUGUUUCUGAGCGUCACAUCGUGAGAGAAAGUUGACAAUGAGGGGUGAAGUUAUAAGCCUUUCAAUUUGAAUGAGGAGUCCUUCACGAGAUCUGAAAUUGCAACCGUAACAGCAACGUCUUCACGUUGCAAGUGAAAGCACAAACUAUCCAGCAUGUUAACACAGAACAUAGCACACAUACAUUUCUCGCACUGCGUUAACGGUGGAUUGAAUUAUUUGUUUGUAAUGUUGGUAGAGGACAUCGUGCAAUAUCAUUAAUGAUCUUAAUCAGUACUGUGCCUUGUAAAAGGCGUCAUGUUUUACAUGAUUCUGAAAGGGCAUUAGUGUUAUCAAACAUUGUGUAUAUAUCCAUGUACAUUACUUCAUCUGUAUAUACCAUAUAUUUAUCGAAUCAUCUGUACAACAUAUCACACAUACAACAUAUCACACAUACACCAGUCCAUGGGUACAUAUCACAUGUAAUAAAUUCAUCUGUACAUAUCACAUGUAAUGAAUCCAUCUGUACAUAUCACUCAUCUAUCAACAAUGUUUAUAGGUUAUGUGACUUGAAUAAAUAUUUCAGUCGGA